AUGGGGGACCCGGGGAUUGAGAGCACUAGCUUGGCAGACCCCGAGCUGCUCGAAAAGAUUGAUCAACUGUUUGCUUGCAAUGUCGGGGAGUAUAUCGAUAUUCCGCAGCUUGUGGUAGUGGGUGAUCAGUCAAGCGGAAAAAGCUCUGUUCUCGAAGGCUUGACUAAGUUGAGCUUCCCACGUAAUAGUGGCCUCUGCACUCGCUUCGCCACGCAGAUUAUCUUUCAGCGAAAGGCCAAUUAUGUCAGCCGAGAGAUUUCGGCUUCUAUCAUCCCAGAACCAUAUAUGGACCCAAAAGAUAAAGAGAAGCUCAAGAAUUGGCAUGCUAGUGGUCUACAGACCCUUAGCGCUGAUGGGUUUGCUGAAAUGAUGAGUGAAGUUCACAAAAUCUUAGAUCUAUCCGAUUUAAAGAGUGUUGAAACUUUUAGAAAGGCGACGUUCUCUAACAGCGUUCUGCGACUUGAGAUCUGUGGUCCAGAGGAAGAUCACCUGAGUGUGAUAGAUGUUCCAGGAAUAUUCAAAGCCACAAUUCCAGGAAUCACAACCAAAGAAGAUAUAGUGCUUGUCCGAGAGAUGGUCUUUGGUUAUAUGAGGAACCCACGGUCUGUGAUGUUGACUGUGGUACCUGCAAAUGCGGAUAUUGCCACACAGGAAAUUAUUGAAAUGGCCCGCGAGAUAGACCCGAAAGGCGAAAGGAAACUAUCUAUCAUGACCAAGAUCGAUCUUGUUGAUUUCGGAGCCCAGAACAGAGUCAUAGACUUGAUCGAGAAUCAAAUGGCUAGUGGGCAGCUUGGUUGGGUGGUUGUCCGUAAUUUAGGGCAACAGGAGCUUGAUGACGGAAACAUCGAAAGGGACAUUCUAGAAGAAAAAUGGCAUCAAACGUUUCCUUGGAACUGUAUAUUGUCCGAAAACUUCGGCAUAAAGGCUUUGCAUAUGCGACUACGGGAGGUUCUCACACUACGUGUCAGAUGCACAUUUCCAUUGGUACGCUCAGAGAUUACUAAGAGACUCAGAGUGGCACGAAGGGACCUUGAAUCCCUGGGAACAGAGCGAAAAACUCCAGAGCAGCAGCGUAUGAAACUUUUGGAUACUGUCUCAUCUUUUGAAAACAUCACACAGAUGGCACUUACUGCAAAUUAUAGUCUAAAUGACUUCUUUGAUACGGAUCAAGAUGUUCGCUUGGCAACCCUUGUCUCGAACAGAAACGUCACAUUUUCAGAUCAAGUUUGGACAUGGGGGCAUGAAUUUACGUUCACCGGAGUGCUCUCGGAGGACAAAGAAGUGCCAAAGAACCAGGUGACCGAAGAGUCGCCAGAGUCAGCCGAGGAAUCUCAACCAGUUAACCAUUGUAUCUUUGGUUUUAUCUCAAGUCGCGAGAUUCAAGGUGAUGAAGACGUACAGAAUAUUCUAUACGAUGCUUUUGACCUCCCCAAAGCUAAGCAGGGAAUUUCGGCGUGGAUAGACACUAUUUAUCUUGAGUCUCGUGGGUUUGAAAUCGGCACUUUUAACUACAUCUUGCUGUCGUCCUUGAUGAAGAAACAAUCUACAAAAUGGACCGCCCUAGCGCAAGGCUUUAUAAGUGAUAUUAUCGCCAUAGUCCAUCGUUUUAUCCGGAAGGCUCUGCUGGCUGCUUGCGGAGAUAUCAAGAUGUCAACUAAAAUUCUCGAUCGUUUAUGGGAUGAAUUGACUGGAAAAUAUCGACAGGCCCUUUCUCAAAUCGACUUCCUGUUGAAGAUUGAACGUGAUGGAACACCAAUGACUUUGAAUCAUUAUCUCAACGACAAUCUCGAAAAGUGCCGACAAAAAAGACUCAAAGAUGUGGUAUCCUUGAAGCGUUACAUUGACAGUCACAAAAAUGAAGUAAUUCGAGUCAGCGAUAUAUCAUUCCAUGAUAACAUGAGCAACACCAAGCACACCACUCAAGACCUUCAUGACAUUCUAGAGGCGUACUAUAAAGUUGCCCGGAAAAGAUUUCUUGACAAUGUGUGUAUGCAAGGAGCAGAUCAUUUUCUUGUCAAUGGUCAAGAAGCUCCCAUGAAGCUAUUCUCGCCAUCUUGGGUCAAUAGUCUCUCAGACCAGCUCCUGGAGGAGAUUGCUGGGGAGGACAACAAAAUAAACCGGAGACGAGUACAGCUGCAGAAAGAAAUCACCGAUCUAGAAGCUGGAAGGAAGAUUGUUUUAAGCUAG
Messenger RNA from Penicillium nucicola, 2187 nucleotides. Its product is annotated as dynamin family protein. Gene Ontology annotation, molecular function: GTPase activity; microtubule binding; GTP binding. The transcript is spliced from 3 exons. Gene Ontology annotation, cellular component: cytoplasm; membrane; microtubule. The record is from RefSeq and is a predicted model, not a curated record. Lineage: Eukaryota; Fungi; Ascomycota; Eurotiomycetes; Eurotiales; Aspergillaceae. Bases 1 to 2187 code for a protein of 728 amino acids.